Mytilus californianus (California mussel) is the source of this 459-nucleotide messenger RNA. RefSeq names its product calmodulin-A-like. Lineage: Eukaryota; Metazoa; Mollusca; Bivalvia; Mytilida; Mytilidae. Bases 1 to 459 code for a protein of 152 amino acids. The record is from RefSeq and is a predicted model, not a curated record. Gene Ontology annotation, molecular function: calcium ion binding; enzyme regulator activity. The transcript is spliced from 5 exons.
AUGCAGGCCGCAGACAACUUAACAGAAGAACAGAUUGCAGAAUUUCAGGAAGCGUUUACGCUUUUUGACAAGGAUGGUGAUGGGACUAUUACAACCAAAGAACUGGGGACAGUUAUGAGAUCACUAGGACAAAAUCCCACGGAGGCAGAACUUCAUGACAUGAUAAACGAGGUUGAUGCCGACGGAAAUGGAACAAUAGAUUUCCCAGAAUUCUUAACAAUGAUGGCGAAAAAGAUGCAAGGCAGCGGAGAUGACCAAGAGGAACUACGAGAAGCAUUCCGGGUAUUUGAUAAAGAUGGAAAUGGCUUUAUCAGCGCAGCUGAACUAAGACAUGUUAUGACAAAUCUAGGAGAAAAACUUACGGACGGAGAAGUUGACGAAAUGAUACGGGAAGCUGAUACAGAUGGCGAUGGUCAAGUAAAUUAUUCAGAGUUUGUGAAGAUGAUGACACACAAGUGA